Molecule: messenger RNA, 844 nt
Organism: Raphanus sativus (radish)
Lineage: Eukaryota; Viridiplantae; Streptophyta; Magnoliopsida; Brassicales; Brassicaceae
Product: auxin-responsive protein IAA2
Exons: 2
Coding region: 136-651 (171 amino acids)
Biological process (GO): regulation of DNA-templated transcription
Cellular component (GO): nucleus
Molecular function (GO): protein binding
Source: RefSeq, a predicted model, not a curated record
UUCCUAAGUCCAUCAUCAUUCAUCAACCAAACUCACCAACAAGAACAAUAACAAUAGCAAGAACAAGAGAAGGAUUCUGCCUUGGAUAUAUUACACAAAAGCAUAUAGAGAAAGAAAUCUUGAUUUUGAAAAACAAUGGCGUACGAGAAAGUCAAUGAGAUUAACCUUAAGGACACAGAGCUUCGUCUUGGAUUACCUGGAACAGAGAAAGUUAAGGAAGAACAAGAUGUUUCUUGUGUUAGAAGCAUCAAGCGUCAAUAUCAAAGCGAUAACGAGGAAGAAUCUACACCUCCUACGAAAACUCAAAUCGUUGGUUGGCCUCCGGUGAGAUCUUACCGUAAGAACAACAACAGUGUGAGCUAUGUGAAAGUGAGUAUGGACGGAGCUCCAUACCUACGUAAAAUCGAUCUCAAAACAUAUAAAAACUAUCCAGAGCUUCUCAGGGAGUUAGAGAACAUGUUCAAGUGCACAAUAGGUGAAUACAACGAAAGAGAAGGGUACAACGGAUCUGAAGUUGUACCAACGUACGAGGAUAAAGAUGGAGACUGGAUGUUGGUUGGUGAUGUUCCAUGGGAUAUGUUCUCUUCCUCUUGUAAGAGACUCAGAAUCAUGAAAGGACCUGAUGCUCUCGCUUUAGACUCUGGCUUAUGAUAACCACACCAAACACAAAACUAUUCAGGGUUUUGUUCAAUGAGUUAGAUCCAUUUCCACGUGAUUUUAUCUUUUCAUUUUUAUUUGUUUUUUUGUUUUUAGAUUUAGAAUUUGAUGUAAAGAUACAUGAAAUUUAUGUAUAAUACGGAUACAUACACAAUAUAGAUGCAUAUGUAGCAAUGUUCUUGACGAA